AUGGAAAUGAGCGCACGCGUAUGGAAUAAGGGGCGUGGCUUGCCGUGUGGGCCCCGGCGCGCCCGCCCAGAGCCCUCGGAGUCCGGAGAGCGCGGCGGCGGCCGCAGAGACGGAACCGGCACCGGCACCGGCAGCUCCUCCAUCACCGCCGGGCCCUCCGCCACCGCCGGGCCCUCCAUCACCGCCCCCUCCGCCAUGAACUCGCUGCUCUUCGGGGAGAUGGCCCGCGCCUUCUCCCCCGCCGCCGCCGCCGCCGCCUCCUCCUGCCCGCUGGGCCCCGGCGGCGGCGGCCCCGCGGCGGCCGGGGGGGGCCCUCCGGUGACGGCGGCGCUGCGGAACGACCUGGGCUCCAACAUCCAUCUGCUGAAGGGGCUGAACGUGCGGUUCCGCUGCUUCCUGGCCAAGGUGCACGAGCUGGAGCGGCGGAACCGGCUGCUGGAGAAGCAGCUGGCGGCCCAGCAGAGCGAGCGCGACCGGCGGCUGCGCUACAAAACCUUCUCCCGGGACCAGGCGGUGCAGACGGACGGCGGGACCCCGGCGCUGGUUCCUCCUCCGGGCCCCGGGCACGGGGCUCUGCCCUCGCCGCCGCACUACGGCCGCUUGCCCGGUACCAUCUGGAGCUACACCCAGGUGCGGCGCACCGGAGGCGGCGGCCUGGAGACCGUGCAGGGCCCCGGCGUGUCCUGGGUGCACCCGGACGGAGUCGGGGUGCAGAUCGACACCAUCACCCCCGAGAUCCGCGCCCUCUACAACGUGCUGGCCAAAGUCAAGCGGGAGCGAGACGAGUACAAGAGGAAAUGGGAGGAGGAGCUGAGCAGAAGGAUGAGCCUGGAAUCCAUGGUGGAAACCUUGCGAGAGGAGGCCCAGGAAGCAGAAGCUCUCCAGGAGGAGCUGAAUGAGAAGAUUGAGAGGCUGAAAGCAGAGCUGGUGGUCUUUAAAGGUCUGAUGAGUGAUCCCAUGACAGACCUGGACACAAAGAUCCAAGAAAAGGCCAUGAAGGUGGACAUGGACAUCUGCCGCCGAAUCGAUAUCACGGCCAAGCUGUGCGAUGUCGCGCAGCAGCGCAACUCGGAAGACGUUUCCAAGAUUUUCCAGGUGGCCUCCAAGAAGAAGGAGAGGAAGCUGGCGUCGGACGAGGAGCUGUCGGAGCAGGACGCGGACAACGGGAGGUUCUCGGAUGAGGAGGUCAGCUGCUCCCUCAACAUCACCGAUGAGAUGAAGAGGAUGUUCAACCAGCUGCGUGAGACGUUUGAUUUCGAUGACGACUGUGACAGUUUGACGUGGGAGGAGAACGAGGAAACGCUGCUGCUUUGGGAAGAUUUCACCAACUGCAAUCCCUCCAUCGACCUCCAGGGAGAGGUGAGAUCAUUCCCAGGGCUGGCUUUGGUGAGCACCCCAACAUCUCCCCAGGCUGUGCAUGGCCCCAGGCCAGAUUUGGUGGCCUCCAAGAAGAAGGAGAGGAAGCUGGCGUCGGACGAGGAGCUGUCGGAGCAGGACGCGGACAACGGGAGGUUCUCGGAUGAGGAGGUCAGCUGCUCCCUCAACAUCACCGAUGAGAUGAAGAGGAUGUUCAACCAGCUGCGUGAGACGUUUGAUUUCGAUGACGACUGUGACAGUUUGACGUGGGAGGAGAACGAGGAAACGCUGCUGCUUUGGGAAGAUUUCACCAACUGCAAUCCCUCCAUCGACCUCCAGGGAGAGGAAGAAAACCUGGGAAACUUGAUCCACGAAACAGAGUCCUUCUUCAAAACUCGAGACAAGGAAUACCAGGAGACAAUAGGGCAGAUAGAGCUGGAGCUGGCCACGGCCAAGAGCGACAUGAACCGACACCUCCACGAGUACAUGGAGAUGUGCAGCAUGAAACGGGGUCUGGACGUGCAGAUGGAAACGUGCCGCAGGCUCAUCAAGGGCUCAGCCGACAGGAAUUCUCCAUCCCCCAGCUCCGUAGCCAGCAGCGACUCAGGAAACACAGACGAAAUUCAGGACGAUUUGGACAGAGAGACGGACGUGGAGCCCAUGGUCAGCUGAUAGGAAAUGGGAAGAAUUCCAGAAAAAAAUUCCAAACCAAUUGCUGGGGGAAAGGUGAAAAGACUCGAGUGCCCCCACAGAGGGACUCUGAGGACUCAUUCCUACACACAUCCCCUCCCUCCCAAGGAUUGGUGCUGUACAUUUCUAUUCUUCAAACCAUAAAUGCAGAGUUCUGUAGGAAAACACGGUGUUUUAAUUGUGCCUUUGCCCCAAGCUGAGCCACUUUGAGCUCCAGUGGAAUAUUAAUAACAGGUGUUUUUAUAAAAAAAAAUUAUAUAUAUAUUAUUUAAAAUAAAAACCAAACAACCAAAGCUGGUUUUGGCAGCAGAGGAUGGUGCUGGAGAAGCUCUGGGUACUUCAAUAAGUUGCUGGUUUUAUUGAACUGCUGAACUGAUUGGCAAAAGCAACACUGGCAAAAAAAAAAGAGAUAAUUGUGGUGCAAUUAGGAAUGUCUGGCACAA
This is a messenger RNA of Pseudopodoces humilis (Tibetan ground-tit), 2489 nucleotides long. The record is from RefSeq and is a predicted model, not a curated record. NCBI's taxonomy places the organism in Eukaryota, Metazoa, Chordata, Aves, Passeriformes, Paridae.